This is a messenger RNA of Chlorella variabilis, 990 nucleotides long. RefSeq lists its product as hypothetical. The record is from RefSeq and is a predicted model, not a curated record. Lineage: Eukaryota; Viridiplantae; Chlorophyta; Trebouxiophyceae; Chlorellales; Chlorellaceae. The transcript is spliced from 2 exons. The coding region runs from base 1 to 990 and encodes 329 amino acids.
AUGACAAGCCUCUGCAGCCUGACGGUCCGAGGACCAGCUGUCGCCGGCGCCUUGUCUUCACGAGGAGGCGACCCAGCACCCCAGCAACCCGCAGCAUGCCGCUUGAGGCCUUGCGGAAGGCCGGCGACUUGGGUGGCUGCAGCGGGGGGACGACACCGCCGCUGCCGGCGGCACCAGCAGCGGCUGGCACGAGUGUCGGCGGGCGAGCUGCCCGUCGUGCGGUGGCAGCAUGGGCAGUGCCUGCAGCUGCUCUUCAUCGACAGGAGCGACACCGUGCGGAGCCGGUUUGCACUGGGCAUGUUUGAGCGCAUCUCGGCAUGGAGCGGCUGCAGCCGGUCGCUGGCGGGCACGCCCUGCGGGCUGGACGCCGCCGAAGGCUCCAGCCCCGGGCUCGGCACGCAGGCAGGCCUGUUCAGCCUGGCGGCCUCCUGGCAGCUGCGCCCCCACCUCUUUACCAGCGCCCGCAUGCGCUUCGAGCCUGAUGAUAUUGACAGGUUCGACCUGCUGAUCUGCCUGGACAGCGGCGUGCAGGCGGGGGUGCUGCGGGCGGUGUCGGCUGACCGCCCCAACGAGCCCGCCUCGUACGUGCAGCGCAUCUGCUGCCUCUCCGACUUCCUGAUGUACUGCUCCGAUGCGGUACUGCUGAGCCCCGGCAGCACCAGCGCCCUCGACCGCCAGCUGCGCAGCCAGGUGGCGCUGGCGCUGCCCACGCUGCGCCCAUCGGCGGCCAGGGUGGCGGCGGCCGCCACGGCCGGCGGUGGCGGCAGCAGCAGCGGCUUCACCGGCAGGGACGCGGGCGAGGUGGCUGUGCCGGCCUACAUGCUGCCGACAGGCAUCCCGCGGCCGCCGCUGCAAGGCGACGGCAGCGGCAGCGCGGAUGAGCAGUGGGAGCGCAUGGCGCUCAUGCUGGCGGUGUGCUGCGCAGGCUUCGUGCGGUAUCUGCUCGACUGCGGCCCCGACGAGCAGUCAGGCUACGGCUCCGACGGCUGA